ACCGUUCAGAGCUGCUGAUCCGAUGCAGAUUUACACCAUAAUACUAAAGGGUAUCGAUAUGAUAGAUUUCCCAAGAACGAUACCCAAGAACGCUCAGCAUCUCAUCAAGAGGCUCUGCAGGGAUAAUCCAAGUGAAAGAUUAGGAUACCAGAAAGCAGGAAUUGCAGAUAUCAAGAAGCACAAGUGGUUCCAGAGCUUUUACUGGGAAGGUUUGCGAAAUCAGAACUUGACUCCACCUAUAAUCCCAAAGGUUUCCGGACCAACAGAUUGUAGCAAUUUCGACACCUAUCCUAGAGACUGCCAUGUACCAGAAGAUGAAGAAUCUGGUUGGGAUCACGAUUUCUAGCAUCUUUCUCUUCGAAUUUAAAGGAAUCGAUAUCUAUGGUGCUUCAAAAAAAAUCUCGCGAUGUUAUGCAGGUUGCAUGUUCAUCGAACUGCGAGUUGAUUACGCCAAACUACUUGUAAAAGUGAACUUUUUGCCAUAUAUUUUGUGAAAUCGUCAUUGAGUCUAUACAGGAAACUACAAUGCAACUGCAUUUCAAAAACUGUGUUCUUCUGCUUUUUGGACCUAAUAUUUAUUGAACUAAAUUUUAUGAAGUCUUUAAAAUGUACAAGUUGUUAUAAACUUUAUUGGAAACGAUUAUAUUAUGAUGAAAUAUUAAAUUUGGAAUGAAAAUAUAUUAAUACAAUAUUGAGAAAUAAAAUGAUUGAUAAA
Stegodyphus dumicola is the source of this 715-nucleotide messenger RNA. Its product is annotated as cGMP-dependent protein kinase 1-like. Gene Ontology annotation, molecular function: ATP binding; cGMP-dependent protein kinase activity. The record is from RefSeq and is a predicted model, not a curated record. NCBI's taxonomy places the organism in Eukaryota, Metazoa, Arthropoda, Arachnida, Araneae, Eresidae. Gene Ontology annotation, biological process: protein phosphorylation.